CUAACAUCUCUAAAGUACUUUUCUCAACCAAACAGUGACGUGCGGAGAGACGUACUGCAUGAAGGCGGGAGACAGGAAGAUAUUCUGCGUGCGAGCCAACAUGGACGUUUGCGCCAUUUUCGUGCACGGAGACGGGAGCACAGAACUCGAAAUGAACUGCAAGACAUUCGAGCUGUCUGCCUGCACGAAAGAAUACUUUUUCGUCCAAGACCAAACCUCUGAGAAACAGUUCUGUGGCAAGAAAGGACCCGGGAAGAUGACGGGGAUACAAGCCCUGUACCUGUUGUACGAGAGAGCCAAGCGGAGCAAAGGGCGGCCGAGGGUGUGGUGUUCCAUCGAGGGGGUGGAACCUGGUGGUGUGGACAGCGGCGUCGACGAUGGAGAUGAGGCCAGCUCUGCCGUCCAAGCAGUGGGGUGUGACAAUGUGUGUGGCCAGGCCCCCGCGGGCGCAGGAGCAACCAGGAUCGUGGGCGGGGCGGAGGCGGACGCGGGAGAGUACCCUUGGAUGGCCAGGGUGGACAUCUCUCUCGGCAGUGCCAGCAUGUCGUGCGGAGGUGCCAUCAUCACGGCCACGCAUGUCGUCACGGCGAGUCAUUGCGUCGACAGUGAAUACCUGGAGGUCACAGUGAGAGCGGGGAUGCAUGACCUGGCCUCAUAUCAGGAGAACACGACCCAGGUUAUCAAGGCCAAGCAAGUUCUCCUACACCCGAAGUUCAGCCCUAUGACUUCCGCGAACGACAUCGCUCUGCUGACGCUCGAGGAGCCCUUGGAGUGGUCGGCCGGCGUGGGUCCCGUUUGCCUCCCUCCCGACGGCGACUUCAAGGAUCGCGCGGCGGUCGUCGCCGGCUGGGGCUCGCUGGGGGCUAACUCCCUCCCGCACCCGCAGGCGAACGACAUCGCUCUGCUGACGCUCGAGGAGCCCUUGGAGUGGUCGGCCGGCGUGGGUCCCGUUUGCCUCCCUCCCGACGGCGACUUCAAGGAUCGCGCGGCGGUCGUCGCCGGCUGGGGCUCGCUGGGGACUCCCUCCCUCAACCACAGACUCCCUCCCUCAACCGCAGACUCCCUCCCUCAACCACAGACUCCCUCCCGCACCCACAGACUCCCUCCCUCAACCACAGACUCCCUCCCGCACCCACAGACUCCCUCCCGCACCCACAGACUCCCUCCCUCAACCACAGACUCCCUCCCUCAACCACAAACUCCCUCCCUCAACCGCAGACUCCCUCCCUCAACCGCAGACUCCCUCCCGCACCCGCAGGCGAACGACAUCGCUCUGCUGACGCUCGAGGAGCCCUUGGAGUGGUCGGCCGGCGUGGGUCCCGUUUGCCUCCCUCCCGACGGCGACUUCAAGGAUCGCGCGGCGGUCGUCGCCGGCUGGGGCUCGCUGGGGGCUAACGGGCCGUACGCCACGAAGCUAAAUGAGGUAGCUGUUACUAUCACGGACCAGGAAAUGUGUGAAAAGGCUUACAGCUCCUCAAUGUUCUAUGUUACUGAUAAACACAUCUGUGCCGCUGACCCUGGGAAAGACGCUUGCCAUGGUGACUCCGGGGGUCCGCUUGUCAUCAGAGAAAACGGGAAAUGGGUUUUGAUUGGCAUCGUGAGCUUCGGCAGGGGGUGUGCCAUGCAAGGAUUCCCAGGCGUGUACACCCGCGUUUCCUCUUACAACACUUGGCUCCUUAAAAACAUGGCUGUUGGAUCAUGUUGACAGACAAAUAAUAUUAAGUGUGUGUCAGGUCCAGUAUGUGAAAUUAAAAUGGCGAAAACUC
Molecule: messenger RNA, 1766 nt
Organism: Penaeus monodon (black tiger shrimp)
Lineage: Eukaryota; Metazoa; Arthropoda; Malacostraca; Decapoda; Penaeidae
Product: acrosin-like
Exons: 13
Coding region: 59-1705 (548 amino acids)
Biological process (GO): proteolysis
Molecular function (GO): serine-type endopeptidase activity
Source: RefSeq, a predicted model, not a curated record